Triticum aestivum (bread wheat) is the source of this 2147-nucleotide messenger RNA. RefSeq lists its product as uncharacterized. The transcript is spliced from 7 exons. The record is from RefSeq and is a predicted model, not a curated record. NCBI's taxonomy places the organism in Eukaryota, Viridiplantae, Streptophyta, Magnoliopsida, Poales, Poaceae. Gene Ontology annotation, biological process: DNA-templated transcription. The coding region runs from base 1 to 1872 and encodes 623 amino acids. Gene Ontology annotation, cellular component: nucleus.
AUGACCUUUGGUGGCCUGGCGUGCAAGUCGCCGCGGGCCCUGGUGGAGACGGCGUUGCAUCGAUCAUCGCCGACAGCGGCGUGCAGUUCCUCUGGGUGGUAUGACCCGAGACACCCUUCAAUCAAUAAACAAAAAGCAAUCAGCUCCACAAAUAGAUUUGGGCUGCCCAAGCAGCCGAGCAGAGCAGCAGCACGCCGGCAAUGGUUCCCGUCGCCGGGAACGGGAGUGGAGGGCACAGGCACAGGCACGCGGCUGUUGUGGCAGUCGGCGGCGGAGCUGGCCAGGCCUGUGGGCCGCACCUCGUCCCUCAGCCUGCGGUCACCAGAGGUCCGGCGUCCUCAGCCGUCAGACCAUCAUCCUCAGCCUGUGGUCGAGCCACCAGAGGAAGCCGCAUGCCGUCUAGCCGCAAAGUUCAUCGGAUCCAGGGCCUCUAGUGCCAAAGAUCACCGGAUCCAGGACGCCGGGGGCCACGGUGGAUCUAUGGCCACGCGGUUAGGAUCCGCCAUGACCAGCACGUCGUGCUUGACGCCGGUGAGGUCCGCUCACGUGGCCGCCAUGACGCGGGGACGGGAUGGGCACGAGGGAACCGCGAGGAGGGAGGAUGGAGAAGGGGAGGCGCGGUCGCCGCCGGCCCCAAGUUCGCCCCUGCUGCGCGAGGCCGGCUCGGGAAAGAGAGAGAGGAGGGAGGAAGGAGAAGUGGAGGCGCGGCCGGCCGGCCGAGAUGCGCGCCGCCAGCUCGGGAAAAGCAAGAAGAGAGAGGAUGGAGAAGCGGAGGCGCGGCCGCUGCUGCUCACGCCCGGGCCGGCGCAGGGGGCAGCGUCACGCGGCUUGGGGCCAAACGGGCCGGGCCAAACAGGCCAGCCCGCGAGCACGCCGGCACGGCACGGGCUAAAUGGGCUGCAUGCCGGCACACGUGGGGAAAAAAUUCAAGAUAUUGUUUGGCCGAAAACCAUAGAAAUCAAAGGAAGAGUGAAAUGGGCGGUUUUUAAAAAAUUCCUCAAGGAUCUUCGUCACUCUCAAAACCGGUCAAUAAUGGUGAUUUCCCUGUUGUUGAAUGUUGAGUCUUCGAAAAAUGGCUUAGAGGGAAUGAAGCAGGUUGCAAAGAUGUUAAAAGUGAACAAAAGAAUUGGUUUAGCAACAACAGAAGAUGGUUCAUAUAUUUAUGUAUGUCCUGGACACAAGGACAUAAUAACAGUGCUUGCAAAAUAUGGUUUCUGGAAAGGCGCAUCAACAAUCGAUACAAACCAAGACUCAUUAAUCGGUUUUGUUGUACGGGACCGAAAAUCACCAGUAAACACAAGCAAGGGAGAGGUAAGUACUGCGACAAUACAAGAAAUCAGGGGCACUCGUGUGGAAUCACAAGAAGUGAUAUGCGAUAAGCAAUCAUACCCGGUUCAUCCUCUUUGCGCACCAGUAGAUGAUGGCCUAUACUUUCGGCGUCCUCCCAUGGUACUAGCAGAGCAAGGCUCAUAUUCUCCUUAUCCUCCUCCUGGACUACUAGGUCACGACUUCCAUGCUCGGCAUCCUCCUAUUGGACUAUCAGGUCAAGGGUUACAUCCUCAUGCCCCAGAAUGUCAAGGCGUCUUUCAUCAGCUUCCUCCUUGUGCAAGAGGUCAAGGCUUCAUUACCCACCACGCUCCCAAUUUUGCACUACAAUACUUCAGGCCCUUAACAGAUCAUGGAAACAACAAUGGUUCACAACACUUGAGGCCACCUAGCGGUUCUGCUCCUGGUCAUUUGUGGCAGAGAAUGUCGUGCGCAAGGUCCGGGAAUAAUCUUCCUGGUUUUGAAAGAUCAGAAAGUUUCUCUGGCUCUAGCUCCACAUAUUACUCUAGAUUCGAAAAUGGGUCGGGUAGCAUGCCUCCCAACUAAAUUCAUUGAUGAAAUUGCAGCCUUGUCCCAAGAAACAUUCUGAAUGAUUUGUCUUAUAUUGGUGUAUUCAGAAGUACAAGGAAGACACCAGGACAUGGAUUCUUGUUUCUAUUUCCGAUUGGGCCAAUUACUCCCAAUAUCCAUAUAACAUAAUUCCUGAUGUGUACAAUGAUGCAUAUGACAUUUCAUUUAUUCUCCUGAUAGGAUGUUUGCCAGCACUAGUAUGUUCCAACCCGCAUUGCUACAUGUAUCUUCAGAUUUGGUGAUUAAUGAGG